AGCCGAAGAAGGACCCGUCAGGAUGGACGCCAUUUUGUGCUUGAUGCUAGCGCUGGCGGCGACCACGCAGGCAGUGGACAUCAACAUAUUGACCACACCCACGCUGCAGGCGCGGCUUGAAAACAAUCCUUAUGGAGGACUCAACCUCUUGCUGAAACGGAAGGGUCUAUCCGAGGUGGUGGCAGUAAUCGGGCGGCGAACCGGCGCGAUCAAAGACGUGGUCCAAGACGGCGACGUGGUGAUCCAGUUCGCCAACGACACGUCCAUGCGGGUGUCGGUGGAGGCCGCGGGAGGAGGCCAGAUACUUACCAUUACUUGGGAGGCGCCUAAGGGGAUGAGGCUGGAGGACUGCGUUAAUUUGGGCUCCCGGCACUGGUACGGCGGCCCUCAGCAGAAGCGCCAAUACUGGCCGAUCGAGCGCCUAACGCUUGUCGACUAUUCCUACGUCACCAAGGAAGCCGACAACUGCGGCAUCGCCGAACCCUACUGGCUCAACUCCGAAGGCAUCUUCUACUACUUCGACAAGAAAGUCCCUCUAUUCGUCGACCAGAACGACUUGGAGAAAAACGCAGCUUGCUUCGUAGCACAAGUCAAACCUCCCUAUUCGAGCAAGCGAGAGAGAAACGAGCUCGUAUACGCUGUGGGCAUCUUUGAUGAUGUCAGAAAGGCACAUGAAUACGCAGUUGGUAAAUAUCUUGGUAAACCAAGCGGCGUACCUGAUCCACUGAUGAUUAAGUAUCCAAUUUGGUCGACAUGGGCAAGAUAUAAGACUAAUGUAGACCACGAAACGGUUCUUAAAUUCGCCGAUGAGAUCAACAGCUAUGGAUUCCCUAAUAGCCAGUUGGAAAUUGAUGAUCUUUGGGAAGUCUGCUACGGAUCCCAGACAGUGGAUGUGGAUAGGUUUCCGAAUAUGAAGAAUACGGUGCAAAUGCUGAAAGCGAAGGGAUUCAGGGUGACGCUUUGGACACAUCCGUUCAUCAAUAAGGGGUGCGACCCAUGGUAUACGGAAGCGCGUAACAAGGGCUACCUGGUCUUCUCCGAGUACGGCUCCGUGGAGACGAGCUGGUGGAACGACAACGAGACGACGACGGCCUAUAUCGACUUCACGAAGCCUGAGGCGAGGAACUGGCACAUUGGACGGCUGAAGAACCUUCAGAACGCGUAUGGCUUCGACAGCUAUAAGUUCGAUGGGGGGGAGUCGGAUUGGUCGCCGCAGAUUCCGGUACUCAAAGGCGACAUCCGCGACCAGCCUGGAGUGAUCACCGCCGAUUAUGUUAGAGCUGCGGCAAUGUUCGGGCCCAUCACUGAAGUCCGAGCUGGCUACAGGACGCAAGACCUCCCGAUCUUCGUGCGCAUGAUUGACAAGGACACGUACUGGACGUUCGAGAACGGUCUCCCAACUCUAAUUACAACGUUGCUUCAGAUGAACAUCAACGGGUACCCGCUAGUGCUGCCUGACAUGAUUGGAGGGAAUGGAUACAAUGAAGCUCCGACCAAGGAGCUGUUCAUCAGGUGGCUACAGGCCAACACUUUCAUGCCCAGCAUGCAGUUCUCAUACGUGCCAUGGGACUUUGACAACGAGACGAUUGCCAUAAGCAAGAAGUUCGUCCAACUGCACGCAAAAUACUCCGACCAGAUAGUGGCCGCGUGCGCCCGCGCCGCGCAGACCGGCGCGCCCGUCAACCCGCCAAUAUGGUGGAUCGACCCUACCGACACCACCGCGCAUGAUAUUUGGGAUGAAUACCUCCUCGGCGAGACCAUCCUAGUUGCGCCGGUCGUAGAACGGGGCUCCACUGAACGCGACGUGUAUCUCCCGGCCGGCACGUGGCUGGAGCAGGGCGACCCUAACAGGAAGCUGCAAGGAGGCGACUGGAUUCGCAACUACCCCGCACCCUUGAACACACUACCCUAUUUUGUUAGAGCAUAAUUUUGGCACCCAAAA
Cydia splendana is the source of this 1942-nucleotide messenger RNA. Its product is annotated as myogenesis-regulating glycosidase-like. The coding region runs from base 23 to 1927 and encodes 634 amino acids. The transcript has 10 exons. The record is from RefSeq and is a predicted model, not a curated record. Lineage: Eukaryota; Metazoa; Arthropoda; Insecta; Lepidoptera; Tortricidae. Gene Ontology annotation, biological process: carbohydrate metabolic process. Gene Ontology annotation, molecular function: hydrolase activity, hydrolyzing O-glycosyl compounds.